This is a messenger RNA of Larimichthys crocea (large yellow croaker), 3247 nucleotides long. RefSeq names its product signal peptide peptidase 3 (gene sppl3). Bases 530 to 1696 code for a protein of 388 amino acids. Gene Ontology annotation, biological process: membrane protein proteolysis. The record is from RefSeq and is a predicted model, not a curated record. NCBI's taxonomy places the organism in Eukaryota, Metazoa, Chordata, Actinopteri, Sciaenidae. Gene Ontology annotation, cellular component: lumenal side of endoplasmic reticulum membrane; Golgi-associated vesicle membrane; cytoplasmic side of endoplasmic reticulum membrane. The transcript is spliced from 11 exons. Gene Ontology annotation, molecular function: aspartic endopeptidase activity, intramembrane cleaving.
GCACGUCCUACUUGUAAAGCUCUACAGCAGGGCGAUUUUGCGCGUUCCCGAGACUCGCCAUAGAAAACAAAGCUGAACGUCUUCCAUAACAGCUAGGGGAGCAGACUUGAGGAAUAUCCGAAUGUAUCCUGGACACAUCGAGCUGAAUAUGGAUUUACAGUGGGUGUAGCAUCGCUGGAGACCGAGCCUUCUCGGCUAGGGGGGUGACGGCAGGACAUUAGCGAAACCGACGAAAAUAACAUCAGUGUUUUUUUUUUUUGUUUUGGUUUUUUUUCUCGGGGUGCUUUGUCUUGUCCACCUAACGAUAGCAAACCAUCAUUCCCCCCCAUUUCAAUUGCAAGAUAUCCAGCUAGUGAUUUACUAGCUGCCGCCCGGGAUGUAUCAUCAUGUUGUCACCUAAAAGUAACUGCUAAAGGACGUCGGAUUGUGAAGGAUAAAGCAGAAAAACCUCUCCGAGGUUCUAACGGGUUGUCACCGGGACCUGAAUCUGUGUUUAGCCACAGUCGCGGAACCCACUGUUUUCGGCGAUAUGGCGGAGCAGGGCUACUCAUCUUGGGCGUACUCCCUAGUUGACUCCAGCCAGGUGUCCACUUUCCUCAUCUCCAUCCUUCUUAUCGUCUAUGGCAGCUUCAGGUCAUUAAACAUGGACUGUGAGAACCAGGAGAAGGAUAAAGACGGUAACCCCACGACAACGGGGGCUUUCAACAACAGCAACACAAACAACAGUGAGUGUUACAUGAGUAUUCAGACUAUAGACUCCACACAGGCCCUGUUCCUGCCCAUAGGAGCCUCUGUGUCUCUGCUGGUCAUGUUUUUCUUCUUUGACUCGGUACAGGUGGUCUUCACCAUCUGCACUGCAGUUCUCGCAACAAUCGCAUUUGCAUUCCUCUUGUUGCCAAUGUGCCAGUAUCUGACCAGACCCUGCUCCCCACAGAACAAGAUUUCCUUUGGCUGCUGUGGGCGUUUCACUCUGGCUGAGCUCCUGUCCUUCUCCCUCUCUGUUAUGUUGGUACUCAUCUGGGUGCUGACUGGACACUGGCUUCUCAUGGACGCUUUAGCCAUGGGCCUGUGUGUCGCCAUGAUAGCCUUUGUGCGGCUUCCCAGUCUGAAGGUGUCAUGCCUGCUGCUGUCAGGACUGCUCAUUUAUGAUGUGUUCUGGGUGUUCUUCUCAGCUUACAUCUUCAAUAGUAAUGUGAUGGUCAAAGUUGCCACCCAACCUGCUGAAAAUCCCAUAGAUGUUCUUUCCAGGAAACUCCACUUGGGGCCAGGAAUGGGCCGGGACGUCCCCCGCCUCUCCUUACCUGGCAAACUGGUCUUUCCCAGUUCCACAGGAAGUCACUUCUCGAUGCUGGGAAUAGGAGACAUCGUGAUGCCGGGGCUGCUGUUAUGCUUCGUCCUGCGCUACGACAACUACAAGAAGCAAGCAAACGGGGAAGUCCCAGGACCUGGUAACAUGUCCGGACGCAUGCAGCGCGUCUCAUAUUUCCACUGCACUCUCAUCGGAUACUUUGUGGGUCUGCUGACUGCCACUGUGGCCUCCAGGAUCCAUCGUGCUGCUCAGCCCGCUCUUCUCUACCUGGUGCCCUUCACCCUGCUGCCUCUGCUCACUAUGGCCUACCUGAAGGGCGAUUUGCGGCGCAUGUGGUCCGAGCCCUUCCACGCCAAGACCAGCAGCUCCCGCUUCCUGGAGGUAUGAUCCACCCUGGGAUAAACGACCAGCGCGGGGAGGACUGCGGAUCCUUUACCUUAAUUAGAGGGAAGGAGAGAGGGCGCACUCACAGUGAGGCCAUGUUGUCAUCACUUGUUCAUGCUUUCCGCCAAUCUUCUGUGAAAAACCCUCAGAAGGACACCAGUGUGUGGAUCACAACGCCCCCAACACGACUCAUCUUUGGUCCCUAUAUCCUUCCCCCUUCCGUUUCAUCUCCGCUUCCUCUUCUCUGUUUAUUUCCUCUUCAUUAUAGCACAUCCUGCCUAUGCUGUUUUUGUUCUGCCUCCCUCCCCUCCCUCUCGGUUUUUCCUUUUUCCCCUCUCUUCUAUAGUUGGUCUCAUUCGCCACUUCCCUCCCAUGGCCCGUUCCAUCCGUCAGGCCUCUUCUCUCUCUCUCUGCGUUUUCCUUCUUCCUCUCGCGUCUUUAAUUUUCUCUGCAUUCUCUCUGUUUGUCACUGACUCAGAUGAACUUGAGGGCCAGGCCUCCCCCCUUUUUGUGGACUUAGGGUUGUGAGACAUGGCUGGGGUUUAUAUAUUUUUUUAGCAUUGUCGUGGUCGUUAUUAUUAUAAUUAUUAUUAUUAAUAUUAUUAUUAUUAAUAUUAUUAUUAUGGAACGAUUUAAACAAACGGAGAAGAGGCGGAGUGUUGCAGUGACACAGGACAGUGCUCGGGAGCAGCGACACAGUAAAGGAGAAGAGUCUUCCCCCUCCAUUUGUCUCCCUCCUCCUCCCCUCCUUGCUUUCCACGUCUGUCCCAUCAUCCCACCACGAUGGCUUCUUCCCAGCACUCCUCUGACACUCACCCUGCGAGCCCCACCCUCCUCCUCUCUGUUCAUCUGCUGUCCCCAUUCCCCACCCUCACAGAUAACUAUGUAUUUUAUUUAGAAAAGUUUUAUUCUUGGCAUAUACAGAAAUGAUGCAUUAUAAAUUGUUAAGCUGCCCCGAGCGUUUGAGGGGCCGCUUCUAUUUGUAUAUAUGUGUAUUUGCGGUAUCUUGAGUUUGUAUUUGUGUUCGGGAGCAUGUUGAAAUAGGGUGGGAAACUGACGCCAGCCAACAGCCGAAUUUUGGGUCAAAAUGGGUCAUGCUGACUGGUGAGCAUUGAUCAUUUAGAGACUGUUUUCUAAAGUUUGUUGGCUUGUGUAAUAGAAACGUAGCUGAUGGGGGGGGGGCGGGGGGGAUAAAACAUCUGUAACGAUGGCUGGUUGAUAAUAAAGUUAGUUUCCUGCUCUAGUGUUAAAGUGUGUGUGCGUGUGAGAGAAUGAAACAGACGAGUGAAAGGUUGUUUUACUUGGUUUUUAAUUUGAAAUCAUGUUAAAAAAAAAACAAACAAAAAAAAGUGACAAUAGUCAGGUUUCCAUUGAGCUGGGCGUGUUGGAUGAAACUGUCAUAAACCCACGAUACGUCUGAUGGAAACGAUUUGUGUCUAACUCUGAGAAAACCCGACCAGCUGGUCGGGUCAGUUUUCUUUUUCUCAGUCUCUCUGCGGAAAGGUGGAAAUGUAAACAGUGUUUUCUUUUUCAAAUAAAUGAAUGUUGAAUUAA